GACCACCAAAUCGCUAUUACCCAAGAAUAGAUUCGCCUGAGUACUCCACUCCUCGUUCUUCAUCGAGUUCACCUAGAACUCCGAGCACCACAUAUCCGAAUCACCGAAGAGAUCGUACUACUCCGGGUGCUGGGCAUACAAGCCCUUCGUUCCAUCCCGAUCUACCGCGUCCUCCAGCCCCUCCA
Molecule: messenger RNA, 185 nt
Organism: Ilex paraguariensis (yerba mate)
Lineage: Eukaryota; Viridiplantae; Streptophyta; Magnoliopsida; Aquifoliales; Aquifoliaceae
Source: the annotation of a GenBank genome assembly